Messenger RNA from Tuber aestivum (summer truffle), 1438 nucleotides. The record is from the annotation of a GenBank genome assembly. NCBI's taxonomy places the organism in Eukaryota, Fungi, Ascomycota, Pezizomycetes, Pezizales, Tuberaceae.
GAUGUAUAAUAUUUGUAGACGUUUUAUACAACAGAAUUUCAUUUGUCUCCCAUUCUUGUUGAUCCCUCUUGCUCAACUCGAUCGCUCUUUUCAUUAAUGUUUGCUCACCCCCUUUCUCGCCGUCUGCUCUCCGCAGCUCCUAGCAAACAUCUUCGUUCCGUGGUCACCCGCGUCGCAGUUCUCAAUUCGACUCCCACUAGCCUUAACUCUCCUCCACCGCAGAAUGAUCAGUUGAGCUCAGAGCCAGUAACCCAUUUUGGCUUUCAGACCGUGAAAGAGUCGCUCAAGGCCACAAGAGGUAUAGCAUCCUGGUAGAUUUGUGUUUUCUGAAAACCAAGUAGUUGACAAAUUAAACCGAUAGUCGCUGAGGUCUUUUCUUCCGUCGCUUCCUCGUAUGACACAAUGAACGAUGUUAUGUCCUUCGGAAUCCAUCGCCUUUGGAAGGACCAUUUUGUUCGCUCUCUCAAUCCUGGCCGUAGGCCGGGCGGCCGUCCUAUGAGUAUUCUUGACGUGGCCGGCGGGACAGGAGAUAUUGCCUUCAGAAUGCUGGACCACUCUGAGAAGGCUAACGGUGACCGCGGAACCACUGUUCUGUGCGCGGAUAUCAAUGCAGACAUGUUGAGAGAGGGAGAGAAACGCGCAAUUCAGAAUGGAUAUGAUUGUACGAGUCCGGGCGUGUAAAUCUCAUCCAAUGAAGGAAGGCUAAUCUCAGUUACCACACUCCAGCAAACCGAAUCUCCUUUUGCCUUGAAAACGCCGAGACUCUUGAUAGCAUCCCUGACAAUUCAAUCGAUCUUUAUACCAUCUCAUUUGGCAUUCGAAAUGUCACCCGCAUUCCCAUGGCUUUAAGAUCCGCUCACCGUGUCCUCAAGCCUGGUGGCGUCUUUGCCUGCCUUGAAUUCUCUAAGGUUUCUCCGGCAUUUCUUGAUGCGAUUUACCAGCAAUAUUCAUUUUCCGUCAUUCCUCUCAUGGGACAAUUGGUUGCAGGAGAUAGGGAUAGUUACCAAUACCUUGUUGAGUCUAUCAAGCGCUUUCCUUCGCAGUCAGAAUAUGCGAGAAUGAUCAGGGAUGCUGGAUUAGUGAAUGUUGGAAAAGGAUACGAAGAACUGACGUUCGGGGUUGCGAGUAUCUGGAAAGGCGUAAAACCACUGGAAUAGAUGGCUUAUCCCUGUACCUCUGUCCUCUCGAACUCUUCCUUGCGCCGCCAGACGUGCGGACAUAACUUUCCUGUGGGUAUUUCGUUUCCAAUGUAAUCCUCUAAAACCGAGUGAUUUAAUGUGACCGCCGCAAUCUGGCAUACAGUACUGUACCGACACUGUACAGUACUAGAGCGUCCUAAAGGAAUAUAGCUCUACUAGAAUUUAGCCUAUUUUGGAUGGAAUGCCCAUACAUGAUACCGGUGCAUAGUGACUUGGAUGUAUGACAGAACCAGCUUAAU